Amphimedon queenslandica is the source of this 2855-nucleotide messenger RNA. RefSeq names its product kinesin-like protein KIF3B. The transcript has 21 exons. Gene Ontology annotation, molecular function: microtubule motor activity; ATP binding; microtubule binding. The record is from RefSeq and is a predicted model, not a curated record. The coding region runs from base 39 to 2366 and encodes 775 amino acids. Gene Ontology annotation, biological process: microtubule-based movement. NCBI's taxonomy places the organism in Eukaryota, Metazoa, Porifera, Demospongiae, Haplosclerida, Niphatidae.
AAAACAUAUGAGUUGCCAUAGUAACUGCACUAAAAAUCAUGGCUAGUAAGCGAUCUGAAUCGGUUAAAGUUGUAGUAAGAUGUAGGCCUAUGUCGGAUAAAGAAAAAGAGAGCAAAUAUUCCAAAGUGAUAAGUAUGGAUGUCAGUAGAGGUGCGGUAAUGUUAUCGAAUCCUAAAGUUUCUCUAGCCGAACCACAGAGAGAAUUUAGUUUUGAUGCUGUAUACGACUGGAAUUCAAAACAGCGUGAUAUCUAUGAUGAGACUGUACGAAUGAUAAUAGAUGCUGUUCUACAAGGAUACAAUGGUACAAUAUUUGCAUAUGGUCAGACAGGUACUGGCAAGACAUAUACAAUGGAGGGCAUUAGGACUGAGAAAGAGAAGAGAGGAAUAAUCCCAAACACUUUUGAGCACAUCUUCUCACAUAUUGGCCAAUCAAUGAAUGAAAAAUAUUUGGUGAGAGCGUCAUAUCUUGAGAUAUACCAGGAAGAGAUUCGUGAUCUUUUGUCUAAGAACCACAAACAGCGACUAGAGUUGAAGGAGAGAGUAGAUACUGGUGUCUACGUCAAGGAUCUGACAUCGUUUGUAGCUAAGAGUGUUAAGGAAAUUGAGCAUGUAAUGACAGUCGGUAAUCAAAACAGGGUCGUAGGUUGCACUGACAUGAACGAACAUUCUUCAAGAUCGCACGCUGUCUUCAUAUUGACUGUUGAAUGCUGCUGUGAAGGAGCUGAUGGUAAGGAUCACAUUCGAGUUGGUAAACUCAAUCUUGUUGAUCUGGCAGGGAGUGAGAGACAAUCAAAAACAGGAACAUCAGGAGAACAGUUCAAGCAAGCAAUAAAGAUCAACCUUUCUCUCUCGGCUCUUGGAAAUGUGAUUUCAGCUUUAGUAGAUAGUAAAGCCACUCAUAUACCUUACAGAGACUCCAAAUUAACUCGUUUGCUUCAAGACUCGCUAGGUGGGAAUGCCAAGACUGUGAUGAUUGCUAAUGUGGGACCAGCUUCUUAUAAUUAUGAAGAAACACUAACAACACUCAGGUAUGCUAACAGAGCUAAGAAUAUCAAGAACAAGCCUCGCAUUAAUGAAGAUCCCAAAGAUGCUCUUUUGAGAGAGUACCAAGAAGAAAUUAACAGACUAAAGGAAGCUCUUGAAAAGAGAAAAAGGAGAGGAAGUGGACGAAGAAAAAAGAAGACAACUGAAAAUGGAGAAGUUGCUAGUGGAGAUGAGGAGGAGGAGGAAGAAGGAGAAGGAGACAGCGAAGGUGAAGAGAACGAACCGAAUGUGACACUUCAACAAAUGCAAGCAAAACUGGAGGAGGAGAAACAGAUGAUAAUGCAGAAUACAGGGAUACUGGCAGAAGAGAAAGACAGGUUGGUAAGUGCUGUGGAAAGAAGGGUCUCACAGCUUAAGAAAGAGCAAAAGAAAAGAGACCAGCUAACAGCAAAGAUAAAAGCAAUGGAGAGCAAGCUCCUCUGUGGUGGCUUGAACAUCAUUGAUAGAACCAGCCAGCAGCAGAAAGCACUGGAAAUGCAGAGACAAGAAAUUAUUGAGCAAAAGAGAAGAGAGCGCGAGAUUCAACAGAAACUAGAGACGGAAGAAGAAGAAUGGACGGAAGCUCAGGUCAACUAUCAAUCGCUACACGAAGAAGCUACCGUCAAAGAAAAGAAAUUGAAAAAAUUGCAGCAUAAGCUGCACAUUGUCAACUCUGAGAUCACAGAGUGUCAAGAGGAGAGGAUUAAACUGAGAGAGGAGCUCUCCCAGCAAUUGGAGAGUUUGGAGAAGCAGCUCAAGCUUCGUCAGCUGAUCAUCGAAAACUUUAUACAACCUCGGGAGUGUCAGAGAGUGAGAGAUAGAGCAGUUUAUGAGGAUGACAGGUGGGUACUGACACCAGUGGACAGUAAAAGUUAUCAUACGUUGCCUCUUAGUCUGGACAGAGAAGGAGGGCACCGCCCUAUGAGUCUCACUGCCAAACAUGCAGCUGCUAUUGGUGACGUGAGGUUCAUGGCUGAUAAUAUACUAAGAUUGGAGUUAGACAUGCCUACAAGGACAACCAGUGACUAUGAAGGGCCAACAGUCUCAGCUAGCAUACAAGCCGUCCUGGAUAAAGCAGUUCAAGAUGAGGAAGAGAUGACAAUUGAUGCUACUGUAUUCUCUGCAUCAACUAAGACACAAAAGAAAUCAAGAUCAAAGAAGCGGCUCCAGCCAUCGUCUUUCCAAUCGUCUUCUUCCUCGUCUCCCUUGUUCUCAUCAAAAGGCCCUCCUCCUACUACUACUACUGGUGGUGGUGGCGGUGGAUAUGGCAAAGGAGCAUCAGUUGAUCCUAGAGAACAUUAUCCAAUUAGAAGAGGAUUAGUUUCAUCAACCAAGAAAUAGUGUUCAUUCAAUAACAAACAUUAAUUAUAAACCAUGAAGACAUAGGCAGCCAUAUGCACACACACACACACACACACACACACACACACACCUCACAGAGAGAAACUCUGUCACUUAAAUGUCAAUUUUAUAUGAUAAUUAGAGGAAGUUUUUAUUUUAUUAUAAUUUGAAAAUAAUGGCAUCUAUUUCUGUCUUCAUUUGAUCUUUCUCUCCUCUCUCUCUCUCUCUCUCUUUUCUUUCUCUUGUGCCACCACUUAAAUUGUUAAUUUUGGCAUAAGUAAUUUGUACUUUACUACUAGCUCUUAAUAUUCUAAAUACUUCAUUAGCCCACAAAUAAAUUUAAUGGAUCAAAUGGGGGAAAACAAUGAGACAAAGUUGUAGUGACAGAUACGGUAGAUGAUGAGAAAAGUCCCCCACAAAAUCUAGUGAUUCAUGAGAACAGAAGUGGAAGAUAGAAGUGAGGAUUAUUGAGAAAGACAAAAGCAAAAA